This is a messenger RNA of Sporisorium graminicola, 2571 nucleotides long. RefSeq lists its product as uncharacterized. Lineage: Eukaryota; Fungi; Basidiomycota; Ustilaginomycetes; Ustilaginales; Ustilaginaceae. The coding region runs from base 1 to 2571 and encodes 856 amino acids. Gene Ontology annotation, cellular component: membrane. Gene Ontology annotation, biological process: proton transmembrane transport. The record is from RefSeq and is a predicted model, not a curated record. Gene Ontology annotation, molecular function: antiporter activity. The transcript has a single exon.
AUGGUGCUGCCCUUUGGUCUCGGAGCCGCGGUUUCCGUCGGCAUCUACAACACCUUUAUCAACAAAGACAAUGUCUCGUUCGGACACUUUGUUCUCUUCACCGGUGUCGCCAUGGCUAUCACUGCCUUCCCUGUGCUUGCCCGCAUCCUUACAGAAACCAAAUUGCUCUACACCAAGGUCGGCGUCAUCGUACUUGCCGCUGGUGUCGGCAACGAUGUGGUCGGCUGGAUCCUGCUCGCCUUGACUGUGGCUCUCGUCAAUGCCGACACUGGCCUCACCGCGCUCUACAUCCUCCUCUGCGCGGUUGGCUGGGUCCUCAUUCUCUUUUUCCUUGUCAAGCCUGCCUUCAUUUGGCUCGCCCGUCGCACUGGCAGCUUCGAGAACGGGCCCAACCAGGUUAUGAUCAUGAUCACACUCCUGCUCGUCCUCGUCAGUGCCUGGAUUACCGACAUCAUCGGCGUCCAUCCCAUCUUUGGCUCUUUCCUCGUCGGUCUCAUGAUCCCGCACGAAGGCGGAUACGCCAUUGCCCUCACCGAAAAGAUGGAAGAUCUCGUCCUCGUCAUCUUUUUGCCCAUCUACUUUGCGCUUUCGGGCCUCAAGACUAACCUCGGAGACCUCAACUCGGGCAAAGCUUGGGCGUACACGGUGGCCAUCAUCGUCAUUGCCUUUUUCUCAAAGUUCAUCGGCUGUGCAGCAGCCGCCAGGGCAUUUGGCUUUAAUCUGCGUGAAUCGGCGGCGGUGGGCACGCUCAUGUCGUGCAAAGGUUUGGUCGAGCUCAUUGUGCUCAACAUUGGCCUCUCCGCCGGCAUCCUCGACACCCGCGUCUUUUCCAUGUUUGUACUCAUGGCUGUUGUCUCGACCGUGAUCACCACGCCCCUGACGCUCUGGAUUUAUCCGGAGAGCCACCGCACUCGCCUCGACGAUGCUUCGAUCCACUCGCAUCACGGCGGCAGCGGCAGCGGUGGCGGCAAGACCGGCUCGGGCCAAGACGAGGAGGACGACCUCGCGACGAGCUCUCGUCUCUCGCCCAAGCGUCUGCUUGUGGUGCUCAGCAGUUUUGAGCAUCUUCCGGGUCUCAUGACCUUGGUCCAGCUCAUGCAGCCCACGCUGGCCGCUGCGAAUGCUGACUCUGGCUCGAGCGACUCUGCCCAAGAUCAUGGCCUGCGUCAUCGCCGAUCUAAGCAGGCGUCGUCUGGAUCUGAGGGUGAAGCAGCCGAAAAGUCGACCGAGACGGGGGACGAAGACGAUCCUUCCAACCACGGCGCCGAGUAUCAGACCCCAGUACUGGCCUCCGAGGCUCCCUAUGCGUCAGCGGUUGCAGCAGGGCGCUCUCACGCUCAGAUCAGCAUCGAUGCUCUGCGACUCGUCGAGCUCACUGACCGUACCUCGGCGGUGAUGAAGGUGUCCGAGUCCGAGGACACGAUGCGCGCCGACCCCAUUAUUAACGUCUUUCAGACGUUUGCACACCUCAACGGUCUACCUGUGCAGUCGACAAUGUCGGUGAUCCCGCAAGAAGAGUUCGCUGCAGCUGUCACUCGUCGCUGCAAAGCGGCUGGGUCCAACUUUAUCAUUCUACCAAUGACGUUGGCGCAAGCGUCUGCAAGCGCCAGCAACAACGGAGGAGCCGGAGGACAAGAAGCUGCUGCUGUUGCCGGACCUUCCUCGCCGUUGGCUGCGACGCUUGCCAAUCCGCUCGAGAACCUCUUUGGCGGUGCAUGGGCGUCGAACCCGUCGGAGGGCUUGAAAGGACGAUACUCGGCUCACCAUUUCAACGUGGUGCGCAAAAUCAUACAGACGGCCGAGACGGAUGUAGGCCUGCUGAUCGAGCACAAAGCGGCCCUGUCGAGCUCGAGUGGCGGCGAACGCAACCAGCAAGGAUUGCUCUCGCGCGUUGGUUCGCAGCCCAUCUUGCUGGCGUUCAUGGGUGGGCCUGAUGACCGCGCUGCGCUGGAUCUCGUCGCUAGGCUGUGUGCCAACAACCGCAACCUGUCGGUGCUAGUGGUGCGUAUGAGCCGCAUCUCGUCGGACGAAGCUGGCGAAGACCAGCUGCCCACAGUCCCGCCCACCGUGCACCACGAGUUGAGCCUCAACUACGCGCAGCAAUCAGCGCUUCGAGCGGGCGGCAGCAACAUGGACACGGUUUACCCCACGCAACACGCUGGUGCCCGGUCCGGUGCACCGCUGCAGUCGGCACUCGAAGCAACGCUCGAAGACGAUCUGGCGUUGCAGCGCGUCCAGGAUCAGAUUGCAGCUGACCGCUUCAACGGUAGGCUGAGCAUCCAGGCUGUUGCUACAGCCCGGCCUUUGCGCGAGCUGAUGCAGCUGACGGAGACGCACCAGCCGGCUAUGGUUGUGGUUGGGCGCGGUAGGCGGAACCCCACGCAAACGCAUCGGGACGAGCUGAAGGCGCUGAUGCAGAAGCAUCAUUCGGGAGACGCGGCGGAGAGGCAGCUCAAUAGCGAGAUCACAAAGGUGAUCGGCGAGUGUGCAACGGCUUUGACGUUUGUGGGGGGCAGUGCGGGUGCUAGCACGUUGGUGAUCGCGGCUGGGUUUAGUGCGAGGCGGUUGUAG